Molecule: messenger RNA, 310 nt
Organism: Moneuplotes crassus
Lineage: Eukaryota; Ciliophora; Spirotrichea; Euplotida; Euplotidae
Source: the annotation of a GenBank genome assembly
CUUUGUCCUGAUGAAAACAAAUAGUCAUUCGAGGAAGGAAUACAAGGUCGUAAAAACAGAAGUGAAAUAAGACUGUCCGACUUUCCUUGCACGAGCUAUUACUUUUUUCUCAAUAAGUUUAUCAUCUCAGUCGUAUGCCCUCCAGAUCCAAGUACAAUCAUCACCGUUUUUCUUUGAAUCCGUUGCAAAUCCGUGCCAGUCUCAGGAAACAACUUCAAAGCAACUCUAUAGACCAAAAUAAUUCCUACUCAAAAGAGUCAGGCCUUCAAAAACAGCUGCACUCAGAAAUAAAUAGCCAAAAAUAGAUCCA